Molecule: messenger RNA, 1037 nt
Organism: Tachyglossus aculeatus (Australian echidna)
Lineage: Eukaryota; Metazoa; Chordata; Mammalia; Monotremata; Tachyglossidae
Gene: LNP1
Product: leukemia NUP98 fusion partner 1
Exons: 4
Coding region: 211-801 (196 amino acids)
Source: RefSeq, a predicted model, not a curated record
GGCCCUCGGGGGUCUUCCGCUCUCCGGGCCGCUGGGCGCCGUCCGCCCCCCGCCGCGUUGGCCGCCUUGGCCGCCGCCGGCUGCGGCUCCACAGAUUAACAGGCUCCGUUUGGCCAGGACACCGCUUUGCCCUUUAGUUGGGUGAGGGUGGCCCGUGGGCGACCAUUGCUCUCGUCGGUUCGUGAGAAGGCUCCCCCCUUUUUUAACUGAAUGAGCAUGGACCAUGAGGACGACGAUGAUGUUUGCUUCGCCAAAUGGAUGAGCAGCUUCUGGGGCCACAGCUGGAUGGAUGAGCGAGAAGGGCGAGCCCAUCGGAGAUGCCGCUCCCAAAGCCUCAGUGACAGAAGGGCCUCUCUGCCCUCCCCGGCCCAGCUUUCCAUCCUCCAUACACCCAGGCUCCCGGGGUCCUCCAGAACCCCAUCUUCUGGCCAGCUCCGACGGCACUCUCAGGAGGAUCAGGAAUUUCGGAGCCGCCGUCCCGGAAAAGCCUGCAGAACGUGUCCACCGACUGGUUCGUUCCAGGAGCCACGAGGAUACGGUGGGCGAUCCUAUUCCAUCCAGGAAUUUUCAGAGUCCUCUGAGCGGCAGCUCUGCGUUAGAGCCAAGCGCUCUGUCUCUCUGGAACCCGAAGGCGGGAAGGCGAGGAAGGAGAGAGAAGGGCUGAGGACCAAGCCGAGAUCCCACAAGAGAGUCGGGGAGAGGAAGGGAUUCGAGAAAGAGGGAGAGGCGAGCGUGGCCUUCCCAGCCGAAAAGAGCGAUGAAGAGCUCGGCAGCCGUACGGUCCGGGUUAGUGCGGAGUGAAAUUAGGUCAAGUUCAAUGUGGGAAGCAGGAUGAAGGGGUCCCCGGCCCCUCUCCCCUAAAACCAGCAUUCUUGCACUCCCCUUAACAUCUUAGUCGAACAAAUGUCAUUUCCUUCAUGGUUCUUUUAGUGGAAGACAGGGUAGAACAAUCCUGGAAAAGCAAACUAGACACAUAAAGGACUUACAAAUACCUCCGCCCUCUCCUUUAAUCCCGAAUAAAACUCAUUUGUAUGAUA